Molecule: messenger RNA, 3971 nt
Organism: Linum tenue
Lineage: Eukaryota; Viridiplantae; Streptophyta; Magnoliopsida; Malpighiales; Linaceae
Source: the annotation of a GenBank genome assembly
AACAUGAAUGCGAGUGAAUGAAUGAGCAAAUGGCUUCCGUAAAAUUCAAAUAAACAAAUUCUACCACUGAGAGGAGAGGGAGCAACCGCCAGCUCCGCCGCAACUGCCAGCCAUCCAACCACUUGGACGAAGACCCUUUUUGUCUUCCUCCGCAGGCCCCAGCUGCCUCUUUCUAAAGAAAGGAAAUAACCCCUCUCUCCUUUUCCGCUCCCAGUCUUCAUUUCCCCCCGUUUCACAGUCUAUCAAGACCAAAAAAAGGUUUCUUCAAGAGCCUAUAAGUUCGAAGAUAUUUGUAUUUGGCAGUUGCUUGUUUGUGCCGUUAACUCAACCAAAUCGAUUUCCCCCAAUACUCCAUUUUUGCUUGGGUUGACGUUUCGGAGGUUCUGGGUUUUGGGCGGCUAGUCGAGGCGAGGGCAGGCUCGCCAAUGGAGAUUGCAUUCGAGUCCUCAAUUCUGGGCCGACCCGUGUCCGUUUCAGGGACAAAGGUCUCAUCUUUGCUGCGUUACAAUCGGAUUUCAAAGCUACCGUGCAAUGUCUCUCGCAAGAAUUAUCACUACCCGACUCCGCUUUCCUCAAAUUUUGUGAAGCCGUGCAGUUGCGGAACUGCUCUGAGUAAUUCAAUUGUCCAGAGAACCCGCGUGUUUGAUAGAGUGAUAGCUAGUUCGAGUUUGCUAGGGAAAAAUGGUGGAGACAGGGUUACCGAAGGUAAUGUUGCCCCGGAUGUGAACUUGGAAACGAUCAUGGUGCUCUUGAAAAGGGGUGUUGUUUUGGGCGCAAUGGUCUGUGGGAUAGUGAUGUUUGGAUACAAACGGGUGUUUGCGGCUGAAGGAGUGGCGAAUCCGGGCUAUGGAGUUAGUGGGCAAAAUAUUUUGUUGCUGAGGAACUCUUGGCCUAGGCUGCAGAUGCUCCUUACUGUUAUCAAAGAGCAGGGUUUGAUAUUGGCUGCACUUUUGGGUUUAUCUGCAUUUUUCUCUAUGGCUGAGACUUCCAUAACCACGCUGUGGCCAUGGAAGGUACGUGAACUGGCAGAAAAAGAGACCGAUGAUGGCGGUGUCUUCAAACUGCUUCGCAAAGAUGUCACUCGUUUUCUGACCACUAUUCUUAUAGGCACAACUGUUGUCAAUAUUGCGGCCACUGCACUGGUCACUGAGGCAGCCACAACGAUAUUUGGCGAAGCUGGUGUCAGCGCGGCCACUGGAGUGAUGACUGUGGCUAUAUUGCUGCUCACUGAGAUUACUCCCAAGAGUAUAGCCGUUCAUAAUGCCACAGAGGUUGUUAGGUUUGUGGUCAGGCCAGUGGCUUGGCUUUCACUGAUUCUCUAUCCUGUGGGCAGAGUUGUCACUUACUUGUCAAUGGGAAUGCUGAAAAUGCUUGGUUUGAAAGGGAUAAGCGAACCAUAUGUGACUGAGGAUGAGCUAAAGCUGAUGCUGCGAGGUGCAGAACUAAGUGGAGCAAUAGAGGAGGAAGAGCAGGAUAUGAUUGAGAAUGUGCUGGAGAUUAAAGAUACACAUGUAAGAGAAGUGAUGACGCCUCUUGUUGAUGUUGUUGCAAUUGAUGCAAGUGCAACACUCAUUGAUUUUCAUGAAAUGUGGGUGACACAUCAAUAUUCAAGGGUACCUGUUUUUGAACAGCGUGUGGACAACAUUGUGGGUAUUGCCUAUGCAAUGGAUCUGCUGGAUUAUGUGCAGAAGGUUGGGCAGUAUCUGCUUCCUGUCACCCCCUUUUCAAAGUUGCUGUAGUCUGUUUAUUGAUCAUGAAAAAAUCUCAUAACCUGCAGAAUGAUCAUCUGUUUAAUUUUGAAGGGUGAGCUACUAGAAAGCACCAUCGUGGGGGACAUGGCUCACAAACCUGCAUAUUUUGUACCAGAUUCAAUGUCCGUCUGGAAUCUUCUCAGAGAAUUCCGGAUCAGGAAGGUUCACAUGGCUGUUGUCCUUAAUGAAUAUGGCGGUACUGUUGGAUUGGUAACCCUUGAAGAUGUUGUUGAAGAGAUUGUUGGUGAGAUCUUUGAUGAAAAUGAUUCAAAGGAGGAGAUACAGAAGAAAACUGGAUAUAUAGUAAUGCGAGCAGAGGGAGUGUACGAUGUUGAUGCCAAUACAUCAAUUGAUCAACUCUCUGAAGAUCUAAACAUCAAAAUGUCAGAGGGUCAUCAGUAUGAGACAGUAUCAGGUUUUAUAUGUGAAGCAUUUGGAUACAUCCCAAGGACAGGUGAGAGCAUCAAAGUGGUUCUUGACAAGUCGAAUGAAGAAGAUGAGGAUACGGAGGGCAAGUCUGAAAGAGAACUGAAUGAGAAGCAUCUAAUAUACAAGCUUGAGAUAUUAGCUGGAAAUGCGCGAAAAGUCGGUGCAGUUCGGUUUGAAAGGAUACACAAUAGCGAGGAGGCUGUGGAGGCCAAAGAAGUAGGUCGCAUGAUUCCAAAGUUCAAGAAGAGGAAGUGGAGCAGCAGCGGAGAAGAGUCUGAUUACGAGGAGGAUUCGUUACAAGUGAGACCUGUGCAUGCUCUUUCCGAUUCCAAUGUAGUGGCUGAACGUGAAGAAGAAGAAGAAGAAGAAGAAGAUGAUCAUGCUGAGAAUCCCAGUAGACAUUAGAAAUUAGAUAACUAUCCUCUCUUUCUGCCCCCUCCAUGUUUCUUAUAUUUCUUGGGGUUGAGGUUUCUUUUUUGUGCGCUGGUUUUUACAGUUCCCAGUGAAAAAGGCCACUAAAGAAAAACACACUUUAGAAACACCAGCAGCAGGAAACAAAGACAAAUGCUGAGGAACUCUAAUUGUAAAAAAAAAAAAAAAAGUUUCAGAGAUGAAGAGAGGUAUCAACUUCUGAUUCAUCAAAGUAGUUGUAUUGAGUUUGCAUCAUCAGGAGAUUUGCAGAGCGCAGAUUUGCCAAAUCUGGGAUCUCUCUGACUUGAAGAUCAAAGUGACAUUGUCCAUUCAUUGGUUUCUGAGAUGAAAUCAAUAGCUGCUGCUUAGAUGGAAAGAGAAGCUCAGGGUGAGAAAAGUUGUUUUGUGGCUCGUAAACAACCGUGGCGGUGGCUACUGGUUUCACCUGCUGCUCUGCUUCAGCGAAGAACCGGAAGAGCUCACGUUGUUGCCUCAUCUCCCUGGCUCGCUCUAGCUGCCGGAACCUUUCCUGGAGCAAGGCAAUGGAAGAAGAGUGCAUGAUUGUUGCAGUGGGUUCAUAGCUCUGCUGCCUGUCCAUUGAAUGAACUGUGAUAUGGGUUUGGUGCAAGAAUUGAUUGAUUGAUUGAUGGCAGAAACAAAGGUUGGAAGGAAGGAGGCAAGUUAUGUUUGCAAUGCUUGGCUUGUGAAAUACUGAAAUAGCCAUGUUUGUUACUAUAUAUAGGGCAUGACAGGGUGAUAAUUGGGUUUGAUCAGUGGUGGUGUUGGAUUCUGAAUGACGUAUGAGAGAGGUGGAGGGGAAAAGCAGAUUCGGCAGCCGAGUCACUAAGUCCAAAGAGGAAAAGCCAUGGAUGAAUGUGGCUAACCUCAAAGAAAGGAAGAAAGAAAGGAAGAGGGAAGCCAGCAAAGUUUGGUGGAUGCGGGAAAGUGGCAGAUGGACUUUCUUUCUUUCAUUGCUUGAAUUACAAGGUAAAAAAAUAAAAAUAAGAAGCAGUCCAAGGAAAGGAAUAAUGGAAUGUAGCAGUUGGAAGGGCAUUAGGAGUGGGAAUCAAAAGGGUAUGUUGGGCGAGUUCUACUGUCGGCUUUUGUGUCCACAAGAUAGAGGUGCCUCCCCUCGUUUCUUGGGGUCUCUCUUCUUUUCAUCCCUCUUGUAGUUCAUUUUUAGUUUUUUUUUUACAGCAAGAAGUAAAAAUAUUUACUGUUUUCACUUUAGCUAUGCAAAACUCUCUCUUUUGCGACUCUUAUUAGUGGGAGGGUCUGGCUACUAAGAGGAACUUGUGAGACCUCGUUGGAACAUUCGUUCGGUUAUUUCUUUCUCUUUUAAGCGAUGGAUGUCCUCUCUCUCGAGAAUGUGACAGAAAU